GGGCUCGGGAUUUUCCAGAAGUCGGACUUUACAUUGUUCCCUCUGAGGUCAAGGAGCACAAGAUGGUUUUGGAACUGUUGAGCCCAGUGAGUUAUAACAUCACCAGCAUGGUGCCUGAAGUCAUGCCUGUCACCAUCAUGCCAGUCCUGCUGCUCACUGGUCUUCUUCUCUUGAUUUGGAAUUAUGAGGGCACAUCCUUAAUACCAGGUCCUCGCUAUUGUAUGGGAAUUGGACCCCUCAUUUCCCACGGCAGAAUCCUGUGGAUGGGGAUUGGCAGUGCCUGCAACUACUACAACAAGAUGUAUGGUGAAUUCAUGAGAGUCUGGAUAGGUGGAGAGGAAACACUCAUUAUUAGCAAGUCCUCAAGUAUGUUCCAUGUAAUGAAGCACAAUCACUAUAUCUCCCGAUUUGGCAGCAAACUUGGGUUGCAGUGCGUGGGUAUGCAUGAGAAUGGCAUCAUCUUUAACAAUAAUCCAGACCUCUGGAAAGUAAUUCGGCCUUUCUUUAUAAAAGCUUUGUCAGGCCCUGGGCUUGUUCGGAUGGUGGCGGUUUGCGUUCAGUCCAUUGUAACGCAUCUGGACAGGCUGAAGGAGGUAACCACUGAGUCGGGCUAUAUUGACGUGUUGACCCUCAUGCGGCGCAUCAUGCUGGACACCUCUAACAUGCUCUUCUUGAGGAUCCCCUUGGAUGAAAAUGCCAUCGUGGUUAAGAUCCAGAGUUAUUUUGAGGCAUGGCAAGCUCUCCUUCUCAAACCAGAUAUCUUCUUUAAGAUUUCUUGGCUAUACAAAAAGUAUGAGAAGUCUAUCAAGGAUUUGAAAGAUGCCAUGGAAAUUCUGAUAGAAGAAAAAAGACACAGGAUUUCCACAGCAGAGAAAUUAGAAGAUUGUAUGGAUUUUUCCACUGAGUUGAUUUUUGCCGAGGUAUUUACCUGGACUAACCAUAAUUCCCACACAACAUACGUUAUGACUGUUUGUGUAUGG
Messenger RNA from Galeopterus variegatus (Sunda flying lemur), 980 nucleotides. Its product is annotated as aromatase. The annotation marks the transcript as partial. Gene Ontology annotation, molecular function: monooxygenase activity; iron ion binding; oxidoreductase activity, acting on paired donors, with incorporation or reduction of molecular oxygen. Lineage: Eukaryota; Metazoa; Chordata; Mammalia; Dermoptera; Cynocephalidae. The record is from RefSeq and is a predicted model, not a curated record. The transcript has 9 exons.